Messenger RNA from Paramuricea clavata, 4529 nucleotides. The record is from the annotation of a GenBank genome assembly. Lineage: Eukaryota; Metazoa; Cnidaria; Anthozoa; Malacalcyonacea; Plexauridae.
AUGGGUGUGAUAGGUAUAUAAACACGGAUAAGGGUGUAAUCAACGGGGUUCUCUUCUCAGACUUUAGAAAAGCAUUUGACACGGUCGACCAUUGUAUUCCAGCUUCUUAAUUUAAUUAUCCUCUUUUGUUAUGAAAAUUUGCGCAAGCUUUUUACUCGCUUCCCCUCUUUUGUUGGGUAAAUUUGCGAAACAAUGGAGGUUAUUGUUUUAUGAAAUCUUAUUAUCUAAUUGGUUCAGUGAAUCCACGCUGUAAAUUUGGCUUUCAAAUACAUGUUUUUUAGUCGGAUCGAAGGAUUGAUGGUUGCAGUCCGCUUUUCGUUUGUCAGCGAUAAACAUGUUGCCGAAGUAAGGAAAAUCUAGUUCCUUCGGCCACCAAAAGACAUAUACAUAUACACUUUGGUGUAAGAAAGUAUACAAACAAUGGGCGGCGGCAAGGACAUUAUUCCGCGAUUUUGCACGAGAAAGCGACGAAUUUGCUUGUGUACCAAGUAUCGACGAUGCAUGCUACCGUGAAAUAACUCCAGUAUUGGCUGAAGCGUGCAUGAAGACUAUAUAUGAAUUUCAGAGUGUUUCGAAUAUUCAGUUUGGGGGCAACAUUGCAGGGGGCCUUCAAAAGGAGGGAGGCCAUAUUGCAGGAACUGAGUCUAGUUCCUUCGAAGGAACUGAGUCUAGUUCCUUCGAUAUCAGUGUAGAUUACACUGAUAUCGAAGGAACUAGACUCAGUUCCGAAAUAUCGCAUACUCGAACCGUCCUGACCGCGUAGCUCAGUUGGAAGAGCAUUGGGCUGGUAUUCCAAAGGUCGUAGGUUCGAAUCCCGCCGUGGCCAGGCAUAUUUUUCAAGCCUGCCCGGUGUGGAUACACACUCAGAGUAACAUCACACAAACAUCUUAUUCACCUGAGUACAUUACACCAACACAGCAGAUUUCAUAAUAUUCAAAGUGUCUAUACAGCCGGCUAUUUAGUAAUCUGUCACCUGUCAAUUCAAUCCAUACUCAUCAAAUUUUCAAAACUUUAUUGUAAUCAUAUGAAGCAAAAGUUAUGUCACCUGUUGUUUACACUUGCCAAUGUUAACUGUUGAGUAACAUACACAAAAUAUUUGGUCAACAUGUCGGAGACCACUGAAUAAUUGAGAAUGUUUUGAAGGUCAUGAGUGAAGUAUACAUAAUUAAAUUCCAGUUCUGUGCACAGUAAAUGAUAUACCAUGCACACUGUUCGGUUUGACAUGUACAGCACAUUCACACAAAAACAAUCGUGUUGUGGGAGAUUAUCGGUUUGAGUAGAAGGUAUCACAAGUUUAGUUUUGUACAUUGUGUGCCAUUGAUCAAAUCCACCAUAUAAUAUAUGAUUACUCAUUGUAGCUGUUAAGUUAUUUUCCAUACUAAUGGAUUUAGGUAAGAUUGUAUUGCAAGUUGGCUGUUCUGAUAAAAUUAUCCAGCCAAUAUCCAGUACAUUUAUUCUUCAUUCUUGUAUUAAUCUCUAAAGAAAAAUAUUUAUGUUAGAAAGCAAAAUGACAAUGUGAUGAGGCUCGGGAGGGUGAGGAUUCUUUUAUCUGAAAACGUUUGUAAAAAUUUUGUUUAAUUAACUCUAAUGUGUAAAACCAAAAUGUAUAAGUAUUUUACUGAACUGAUAACAUCUUCAACCUUUGCUCUAGCACUACAUUUGAUGACAGCUUUAUAGUUGGACUGUUGUUUUGAACAGAGUUAUGAAGUCAAUAUACAGAAAUACAGGACCAGGAAUUAAGUCAAUAUCUCCGGAGAAUGUUUUCACUGUUUAAAAUAUUACAGAACGGUCACAGAAGGAUUAUUUUUAAUACUGUAUAAACCUUUUUGUGAACUAUGUUGACAAAUGGCUUAGAAUAUCCUCGACAAUAUCCAAUAUUUUAUACAGUGCAAUAUAUUUAUAAUAAAAAAAUUCCAGAGUGCAUCCCAUGUAAACUCUACGCCGAAGAUACGGCAAUAUUAACUAUAGAUAGUAUAGUAAAUAUUUGCCGAACUGGCGAACUCAUGUAUUAUAAAACUUAUAAAAUAUGUGGGACAUGUAUUUGCACAAAUUUGGUAUUUAAAUAUAUAAUAUGUGGUAUUUGACUACUUACCAGAUGAGGAUAAGAUUCCAUGUUGAUAUAUAACUUCGGAAUAAUAUCGCAAGUAGAAUGGCGAGAAAAGUCAGAAAACAAGACAGCCAAUUCAAGAUAAAUUGAUAAAAAUAUCAAGAUAUUUUUGAAAGAAUAUAAAACACGAUUUAUACACGAGGCCUGACGAGGCUAAAGUAUGCCCGUUCGCAGGUUAGAUCAGCGGGCACGAUGUAAACAAUUGAUGUAAACGAAUCGCUGAUUGGCUUAAAUUAUGUAAGAUUGGCUUAAAUUAUAUAAGCUCGUCGCUGAAUGGCUACGUGCUAACAUACGGUACGGUCACGUUUGCGAUAGCAUAUAUAUCUGCUUUGCAGAUACAAAAACUUACUGACCUCAACCGUUCGGGCAGUACGGGAAAAUAUCCAACCUCGGUCUUGCUGUAUUGACCUCGCUAUCGCUCGGUCAAUACAGCAAGACCUCGGUUGGAUAUUUUCCCGUACUACUGCCCUCACUCUCGGUCAGUAAGUUAUUAAUAUUAGACUCUUCAUUAUAAUGCAAUAUGUCAAUUAAGCUGUUUACUGUUCCAGAAUACAGAACUGUAUAAUUUUGACUUGAAACUGAUUGCCAUUGUUUCCGGAUAUACUGGCAUUAAUUGGCAUAAUAAAAAGAUUAUCAUAUGCACAGCCCCGGGUGUAUCUGAAAGAAAUGUAAUGCUAAAGUUAUAAAAUAGUCAACCAUUUAAUAAACACACACAGGUAUUCUGCUACUGGCUUUUGCUCAAUUGCCAGUACCCUUCUUUAUUGAGAAAAAUAUUUUUAUUUUAUCAUUUUAUGAAGAAUAAUAUUUGGUUUUAAAUUCCCUACAGUAGGUAUGAUAGAUUCACAGUAAUGCAUGUAUAAUGUUAGGUGAUAAAUAUUGGGUAUGCUAUAGAAUUUCUGAAAAUCUGCUGCAUUUUUAGGGGGUACACAAUUAUCUUUUGUGGUAUCCUAAAUAGACUACAAUUAGGAUGAAAAUUCAGAGCCCAAGGUUCAAAAAUUAACCUUGAAACAAAAUAAUGAAGUGAUUCACAUGAACAAUAUAAAUUGUAACAAAUUAAAGAAUUAAAGGCAACCAAGGUAGUGUGCAACAAGCAACGUUCUUGCUCAAGAAUAGCCUAUUUAAUAAAGCUGAGAGUUAUUAAAUUACCUUUAUAUAACAAAUAAUUAAACGUACUUAUACGUCUGGAAGAAAUCAGAACAUUUUGAAGGAAAUAGAAGCCAUUUGAGAUAAAAUAUUUGAUCGAUCGAUGACUCGAUGAGUGUUGACAUGUGUACAAGCCGGUGUUUCAAUCAUCUCAAAUUACUUGUUAAACGGAAAUGACACGUGCACUCAGUAUCCUUGUUGUUCAGACUAACUGCGCCGAACAUAUUUUAAUGCCGCUUUUGACGCGAAAAAUUGCGAUUUUAUUGAUAUUUUCAGCAAAAAGUUAGCUCUCCACUCCUCUUGAAAAUACUAUGGCGCGAGCGGAUUCCCGGAGAAUGGGUACGAAAUAGUUAAUUGGAAAAUAUUGUACUUUUACCCAAUCUCGUUCACCGAGCCUGCGAUCCUUGGGAAGGAACGCGAGGCUCUGGGAUAAUCCGUUUCAGGGAGGAAUCUGAUUGGCCGUUGAAAUGGAAUGCUUAGUUCAAUCUUAGCCAGAAUUCCUGGCUUCCGGUAACGGAUUAUCCCAGAGCCUGCGUUCCUUCCCGAGGAUCGCAGGCUCGGGGAACGAGAUUGACUUUUACCGUAUUUUCUAAUAACUCAACUCGUGUGGCCAGAGCCACUCAACGAUGGUUUUUGCACACAUUUUGAUCAUAAUUUUCGAGUUAAAAAUAGCAAAAACGAUUAUUUUGUCAAAUAUAGCAUCCUAGGAAAGAAACAUUUACCAUAUGCCGUUAAAAAAUAAUUAGAUGGCCUCAUAGUGAACGGUAGAUUUUCGGCUUCAUUUUCAGACAACAGUUACUCAAUCUGGUUUUAUUUUUAGAUCAAUAGUGUACCUACUGUCACUAAUUACCCAACAUGCAUGCAUGUAUUACUGAAAUAUACCAUACUUGAAACUCAGCUAAAAUCAAAUCCCAUCAUCUGCACCUGUGACAGCCUCAUUCUAAUUUGUAUUUGUAUCAAAUUUUCAUAGCAAUAACUAUCAGGAUAAAAGGAUCCAAUGGUUUUGGUCGUGUUGAAGUAUUACACAAUGGGAAAUGGGGAACAAUCUGUGAUGAUAGUUGGGAUAUAAAUGAUGCCAGGGUUGCAUGUCGUCAACUUGGUUAUACAAAUGCUGUUAAAGCACUUAAAGAGGGCGACGUUCCUCGUGGUACUGGACAGAUAUGGUUAGAUGAUGUCGGUUGCACUGGCAGUGAACAAAGUUUGGCCAAUUGUUCCCAUAGUGGAUGGGGAACUCAUAAUUGUGAUCAUGGUGAGGACGCUGGAGUUGAAUGCUUACCAG